Messenger RNA from Staurois parvus, 1466 nucleotides. Lineage: Eukaryota; Metazoa; Chordata; Amphibia; Anura; Ranidae. The record is from the annotation of a GenBank genome assembly.
CAACAGGGGAGUGAAUUUUGGAGCGCACAGCUGGAAGCAAGGUGGAAGCUGCCGCAGUUUUUGCCUUCAUUCAGCAAUGCCCUGAGUAACUCUCUGGUGAUCAUCAAGAAGCAGUGUUGGACAAACAUGGAGGAGGCUCCGCAAGGAACGUUUCAAGAUGAGCUGGACUGGUGUAUCCAACAAUUAGAAACUGGCCUCCUGCGGCGCAAUCCAACCCCACAGCAAGCACAAGAUACUCAGAGGAUACUGCGGGUCCUGCGUUCUCGAAAUGCCCCCUUUGUGAAGAAGAGGCAGGUCAUGAAUCGGGUCUUUGGAAACUACCAUCUUAAAAAAUAGAAGAGGAGAGAAAACAAAAAGAAAAAGCAGCCAAAACAUCUCCUCCAGUUCAGAUCCAAGAAGUGGCCCAUCCAGAUUCUCGCAGUGUGGCCUACAGGAAGUGCCCCAGGGAUGGCCAGAGCACCAGUACACAUUGGUUCACACCGUCUGACAACAGUUUUGGCUUCAAAUUCUGCUCAGAACAAACUGAUGACCUUGAUGGAAUUGGGCCAGGAAAUACAGAGGACAGUCAAGCCAAGUGUAGGCAGAUCGAAGUCAACAGCAAAAGUAUCAUGUUGUUCACUGAGGAAGGGUCCGGCUUCACCUUUAAUUUCCAGAUCCCCGAGGAUACAGCAUCUUCACCUCAGAACUGUGAAGGUCACGUGUCUCCUGUGGACAUGUCAGGUGACCAGUCCAACACUAAUCAUUCAUUAUCGACAGUCAGAAAUGUAGCAGAGCCACAGGAAGCAUCAUCACAGAGUGUGUCUAUUGUGGAAGAUGCUUCUGGGUUAUCGGCCAAUCAGAACUUAAUGCUGGAAGCUGCUGUGCAAAGUCUAACUGACUCUUCAAAGACAAAAAAGAAGAAAAAGGCUCAGAAAAAGAAUAAUUCUGCCCAGGUAGAGAAGAAAGUUGAGGAACACAAAGCAGAUACAGAUAAAUCAUCUCCAGCUAAAGAAGAUGGUCAGAUAAGAUGGUUGACAGAUUUGGGAGCCAUUGACUUGCAGAGGGAGAUGGACUGGUGUGUGGAACAGCUGGAAAUAGGACUACAGCGACAGAAGUCCACAUCCAAACAAGUGGAAGAAGCAAAGCGUGCUAUCAAGACGCUGCGUAGCGAGAAAGUGGCAUUGGUCAAGAAACGGCAAGUGAUGCGUAUGAUGUUUGGUGAUUACCGACGCAAGAUGGAGGAAGAGAGACAGAAACAGCUAAAGUUAAUGCAAGCAGCUGCUAAAUCUGCACGGGUAACUGAGGUGUCAGAAUCCUCAAGACGGAAGAGCAGCAAAGUUUUCCGGAAGAGCGCACACCAGUCCAGCAGAGAAACUGGGCAGGACCUUCCCACUGACUCCCAAGACUCGCCUGCACAUGCAGCUCCUAACCAAGGAGGAUUUGUUUUCCAGUCAUCCCAGGAGCCAUUCUUUUUCAAUUUCUUGUAA